GCACAGUGACUCGCAAACUACGAGAUAUCAUAACCUCAAUCGCUGUGACGGGAUCUCUUGUCAAGUUUCGGGGAUUUUUUUGGGUAUUUGGAGAUCAUUUGAGUAUUCGGGGAGAGAAAAUGCCGGAGAGCACGAAGGCUGAGGCUAAGACGUCGAAGGAUGUCAAGGCUAGCAAAGAGGAGGAGAAAAAUGAUAUGUCGGAAGAGGACAAGCUCCUGCAGGAGGAGCUGGACACAUUCGUGGAGCGUCUGCAGGACCCUGACAAGAAGCACCACUACCCGGCGCUGGAGGCCCUCCGCGCGAAGAUCCGCGAAUCAACGACCUCAAUGACGAGUGUCCCAAAGCCCCUGAAGUUCAUGCGCCCCCACUACGACACAAUGAAGUCCAUCUACGACAAGCUGACCGACAAAAAAUCCCAGGAGCUCUGCGCGGACAUCAUCUCAGUCCUCGCGAUGACGAUGGGCGAGGGCAGAGAGUGCCUGAAAUACCGUCUAACAGGUUCAGCCUCAGAGCUCGGCGAGUGGGGCCACGAGUACGUGCGCCACUUGUCCGGUGAGCUGGCAGCCGAGUGGGACGAGGUAAACGGUGGUGAGGACGCCGAGACCAACACCGAAAAACUGAUCACCCUCGUCCAGGAGAUCGUCCCCUACAACAUGAAACACAACGCCGAGACUGAAGCCUGUGACCUCCUCAUGGAGAUCGAGAGACUGGACCUCCUGGAGCAGUACGUCGACGAGAGUGCUUACCAGAGGGUCUGCCUGUACCUCACCAGCUGCGUCCCCUACGUGGCGGACCCUGAGAACAGCACCCUCCUGAGGGCAGCCUGGAAGCUCUACAGAAAAUUCAGACAGUACCCCCAAGCCCUGCGCCUGGCAAUGCAGCUGAACGACCUGAACCUCGUGGGCUACAUCUUCCUGAGCUGCACAGACCUCUCGAUGCAGAAGCAGCUGGCCUUCAUGCUGGGUCGUCAACAAAUCUUCCUGGAGCUGCCAGAGUCCACAGCUGAGUACGACGACCUGGUGGAGAUAAUGUCCAACUCCCACUUGAACAAUCACUUUUUGAACUUAGCUCGAGAGCUGGACAUCAUGGAGCCCAAGACCCCAGAGGACGUCUACAAAUCCCACCUGGAGAAUUCUCGUCCACCGUUCGGUGGGGGCCAGGUGGACUCUGCCCGUCAGAACCUGGCAGCAUCCUUCGUGAAUGGGUUCGUGAAUGCUGCCUUUGGACACGAUAAACUGUUGAUAGAGGAUGGAAACAAGUGGCUGUACAAGAACAAGGAGCAUGGGAUGUUGUCAGCGACUGCAUCACUGGGGCUAGUCCUCCUGUGGGACGUCGAUGGAGGUCUGACGCCCAUCGAUAAAUACCUGUACUCGUCUGAGGACUACAUCAAGUCGGGAGCACUGCUGGCUUGUGGAAUAGUCAACUGUGGAGUGAGGAACGAGUGCGAUCCUGCCCUGGCUUUGCUCUCAGACUACGUUCUCCACAACAGCAACACAAUGAGGAUUGGGGCCAUUGUGGGGUUGGGGCUGGCUUAUGCUGGGUCCAAUCGAGAGGCGGUUCUGACGCUUCUUGCCCCAGUCUUGACUGAUCCAAAAUCCAACUGGGAGGUCAUUGGAGUCGCUGGUUUAGCCCUGGGAAUGGUGGCUGUUGGAUCCUGCAAUGAAUUCGUCACCACUAGCAUCAUGCACUGCCUCAUGGAGAAGUCUGAGACUGAGUUGAAGGACACUUAUGCUCGUUUUCUGCCUCUAGGGCUUGCUCUGUGCUUCCUGGGAAAGCAGGAGGCUGCUGAGGCCAUUAUUGCUGCCCUCGAGGUGGUCCCUGAGCCCUUCAGGUCCAUGUCAACUACUCUGGUGGAGGUCUGCGCCUAUGCUGGGACUGGGAACGUCUUGAAGAUUCAGCACCUCUUGCAUAUCUGUUCAGAGCACUACGAACCGAGUUCUGAUAAGGACGAGAAGUCCGAUCGUAAUCAGAAGGACUCCAAGGAGAAGAAGGAUGAUAAAGAUAAAGAGAAGGAGAAGGAGAAAGACAAGGAUAAGAAGGACUCCAAGGAGAAGGACGAUAAGGACAAGCAGAAGGAGAAGGAUCUGAGUUCAAAGCAGGCAAUUGCUGUUCUUGGAAUUGCUCUCAUCUCCAUGGGAGAGGAGAUUGGGGCGGAGAUGGCGUACAGGACUUUCGGGCAUUUGCUGAGGUACUGCGAGCCUGUCAUCAGACGAUCUGUCCCACUAGCCCUUGGACUGAUCUCUGUUUCCAAUCCUAAACCGAAUAUUGUGGACACUCUCUCGAAAUUCUCUCAUGACAGUGAUCCUGAGGUGGCUCACAAUGCCAUCUUUGCGAUGGGAUUGGUCGGGGCUGGGACUAAUAAUGCAAGACUGGCUGCUAUGCUCAGGCAAUUGGCUCAGUUCCAUGCAAAGGAUCCUAAUAAUUUGUUUAUGGUGAGGAUUGCUCAGGGACUGACGCAUUUGGGGAAAGGUACUCUCACUCUGUCGCCUUAUCACAGCGAUCGACAGCUUCUCAGUCCUGUUGCUCUUGCUGGUCUUCUUGCGACGUUGAUUGGCUUCCUGGAUGUCAAGAAUAUCAUCCUGGGAAGGUCUCACUAUCUUUUGUAUACUCUUGCUUCUGCCAUGCAGCCCAGGAUGCUCGUCACCUUCGAUGAGGAAUUGAAUCCUCUUCCUGUACCGGUUAGGGUUGGUAUUGCUGUCGAUGUCGUGGGGCAGGCUGGAAAGCCCAAGACCAUCACUGGGUUCCAGACACACACGACACCUGUUCUACUUGCUUAUGGAGAGAGGGCUGAACUCGCUACUGAGGAGUACAUACCACUUACACCGAUUAUGGAGGGAUUUGUUAUUCUGAGAAAAAAUCCGGAAUUCGUUCCUUAGGUUUAGAUUACAGUGAUAACAGCCACUUACUUUAUACUUCAUUUUUAAAUAAAAUAAAUUAAUUUUUUUUCUUGAACUAAAUUGCGUUUUGUAAGAUGUUGAGGAGAUUGGGAGGAGUUAUCCUAAUUUUUUUGUGGAUAUUCUUGAGGAUAUUUAUGAGGAUUUUUAAGGACAGGGGUUUAUAAAUCGAAUUGCUGGAUAUCGAUGGUGGGUUUGGAAGGGAAUGUAGACAGAGAAAAUUACAUUGAUAACAAGUUUUUUCAAUUUUCAUCGUUUUUAAUUCAAUUUCAAUUCAACUGAUUUAUUUGCGUUUUAAACAAGUACAACCUUGUGCUGGAAUACAAAUAAAAAUAAUUAAAUAGUUAUAGAAUUUUGCAAAACUGGUUGCCAUGCUCAGGCAAUUAACUCAGUUCCAUGCAAAGGAUCCUAACAAUAAAAUAACUUCCCUAGGUCGGGAAGUUGAUAAAUAAAUUUUUUUUCGUGAAUUAAAUUCCGUUUUGUUAGAUCAUUCGGAGAUUGGGAAGAGUUAUCUUAAUUUUUUGUGGAUAUUCUUGAGGAUAGGUUGUUUGGCGAACAAAGUUGAAGGCGAGUGGGAGAGUGCAUAAAACGACUUUCAAGAUAUUGAAGGUGUUUUACUGUUGACAGUUAGAAUCUUCUUAAUUGAGGUGGAAUGUGGGUAGGGAAAAUUGUAUUCACAACAAUUUUUCAUCAAUUCUCAUAUUCAAAUAAAUUCAAUUCAUUUGUUGCCGUUUUCAACUGAUACAACUUUAUUCCUGCAUACAACUAAAAUUCUCUAAAUAAUUAUAGUAUUUUUAAAGACAAAAAAUUGUUCUUCGUUUUGAAAAGUAUUUUUUUUUUCAAUUCAAGAUGUGAAUCAUGGGAUAGUUGGAAAAUCGGUAAAUCAUAUUAAAUCAUUGUCAAUUUCACGAUAAAAAAGAAACAUACGCCCCUUUGGUUGCGACGACGACAUCAUAAGAAAGAUUUCAUGUCAUAUAAUCCUGAUAAAAAUGAUCGGCGACAAUUUAAUCCUGCAAAAUGAUUCUAUUCAAAUUAAUCCUGGGGAGCGAUUUUGCUCGUUUUAUGUCGACUUAAAAUCAUAAAUUUCAACCAAGUAUUCCGAAUCCAGGACUGUCAUUGGUUGAAAUUUACGAUUUUAUGUCGACAUAAAACGAGCGAAAUCGCUCCCCAGAACAAAAAGAUCCUGAAUGAUUUGAUCCUGAGAUUUUUUUAACGAUUAUAUUGCUAUCAAAAGAAUCUGAUGAGCCGGUAACUGAAAAGAAGAAGCUGAAUAGAAAAUUUGAUGUUAAACUCCUGAAUGUUCUUAAAAGUUGUAACAGAAAUAAUAUCCUUAAAGUAUCUCGAGGGAAUCGCUUAUAAUAUUAAUUAUUGAAUUGUGCCCGUGUGGCUUUCAACAAUUUAAGUUGUCUGAACACAAUUUUUUUGAUGACGUCAUUAAUUUUUCAUGUUUGUUUUUUUAUUCAUUAAGUAUUUGACCAUACGAUUCGGACAAUUAUUUUAAUAUUUCAUGAGUGCAUGUUUGUUAUGAUAUUUGGGGACUUGGCAACAUUUUUCACGGAUUGAUAUCAGCACCAUGUCUACAUGUUUACGUUUCAUAAAUAAAUGGUUGUAAUUUGUUGAGUA
Messenger RNA from Diachasma alloeum, 4517 nucleotides. It is a transcript of the gene Rpn1, whose product is annotated as 26S proteasome non-ATPase regulatory subunit 2. The record is from RefSeq and is a predicted model, not a curated record. The transcript has 2 exons. Gene Ontology annotation, cellular component: proteasome storage granule; proteasome complex; nucleus. Bases 120 to 2876 code for a protein of 918 amino acids. Gene Ontology annotation, molecular function: enzyme regulator activity. Gene Ontology annotation, biological process: proteasome-mediated ubiquitin-dependent protein catabolic process; regulation of protein catabolic process. Lineage: Eukaryota; Metazoa; Arthropoda; Insecta; Hymenoptera; Braconidae.